Lottia gigantea (owl limpet) is the source of this 942-nucleotide messenger RNA. RefSeq lists its product as hypothetical. Gene Ontology annotation, molecular function: nucleic acid binding; zinc ion binding. The transcript has a single exon. NCBI's taxonomy places the organism in Eukaryota, Metazoa, Mollusca, Gastropoda, Lottiidae. Bases 1 to 942 code for a protein of 313 amino acids. The record is from RefSeq and is a predicted model, not a curated record.
AUGCCUGGGUUUUACACUUUAGUUGAUACAGCUAGAAGAUUAUCACAUAGUGUACCUGUUUCUAGUGGAAAUAAAUCUGCGACGUCUGAUCCAAUAAUGAGUGUACGCUGCACUUACUGUAAAAAACUUGGACAUACACUACAUCGAUGCAGAUUAAGGAAGAAUUCUGCUGCAAAUGAGAAAUCCGGACGGACGAAAAAUGAUGAUUGGACAAAUAAUGCGAAGUGUUAUAUAUGUGGCAAAAGUGGACACAUAAGUAAGACUUGUUAUCAAACGAAAAAACCUGUUCAUCGUGUUAAUUUUAACCAGACGUGUCCAACCAAAGAUGUUACUGUAGGUAAACUAACCAGCUCUGCAACUGUUGACUCUGGUGCUGCAGUAACUUGUACUACUGUCCCCAAUAUGCAGAAGGCUUUUCCUGGUGAAUAUGAUAUUGAACCCUGUAGUUCAGUAUUGACAGGUCCUUCUGGUGAACAGAUUCCAACUUUAGGUAUUAUAAACACUUAUGCACGAAUUCAUAUUAUAGAUUCAGAAGAGGAUAUUUUCCUUAUUGGUUGGGAUAUUAUUUCUAAAUCUCACAAAGUGACUAUUUCUCAAGCCAGUAAUAUUAUUGAGAAUUCUGAAUGUGUUUCAGAAGUACGAGCUGUUACAACCACUGUGGUACCGCCCCGUUCUCAGAAGAUAUUGCAUGUACAAGUAUCACAUCCUUCACCAUCUGAUUCUGGAUUGCUGGUUGAACGUUUAAAUACAUUUGAAAAUAAAUCAGGGUUAUUUGUUGGACGGUGUGUCUCCAACUCUAAGACUCCUUUAGUAUUACUUAUGAACCCUGAUUCCAUUAGUAAAACUGUGUAUGCCUCUCAACAAGUUGCUUGUGCAACUGCAUUAACAACAAGUUCUACUUCAGAAAAAGAAUCUAUUAAUAGUGUUGAGGAAAAAUCUUAG